Molecule: messenger RNA, 1704 nt
Organism: Tyto alba (common barn owl)
Lineage: Eukaryota; Metazoa; Chordata; Aves; Strigiformes; Tytonidae
Gene: RD3L
Product: RD3 like
Exons: 4
Coding region: 454-1050 (198 amino acids)
Source: RefSeq, a predicted model, not a curated record
CUAUUCUUAGCUGUUUAAAAUCAAGAGUAGAACAGCCUGAUCCCCCUCUAAUGGGAGAAGUCUUGCAGCAUCUCAGUGGCCUGAAAGUUUAGUUUGAUGAUAAAAGCAACAUAGUUAUUUUUAGCACUCUACAGGCAUAAAAAUACAGCUCUAAACUGUGACCUACAGCUAUGCACAGCCGAGCAUCACAUCAUACGACAGCCUUAACUUUAGAUAGAAGCACGUCUGCAGUUGCUUCAGACUAUCAUUAUUCAUCUCACUACCAACAAUACCUUUGGAUGGAUUUAGCAACAAGCAUUUGAGACUGUUACCAUCUUUUUUUAAAUUGCUGCCAUCGGCAGAACUCAAUUCAAAAGCAGUAGUAACAGUCUGGAAACAGGAUAUGCUAGAAUAAGAGACCUUCAAGCAAACUCACCUGAAACAACACUGUUCAGACAACUGCAAAGCUUAAAAAUGCCACUUUUUGGCUGGAUGAAAUGGUCAAAAAAUGACUCCUACAAAUCCACAAGAUAUCCUGGAUCAGAAGUAGUUACAAAAACCCUACUGAGGGAAUUGAAAUGGCACCUGAAAGAACGUGAAAGAUUACUGCAAGAAAUUGAAAAUGAACAAAAACUCCAGAAGACUGGUAUGGAUUACAACUGGCUGAAGAACUACCAAAACCCUCAAGCAACAAUUCCAGCUACCGAGCAACGCCAGCUCGAAGUUCUGUGUUCACAAAUCCAGCCCUGCCAAACAGGAACUGUUCUCAGCAGAUUUCGUGAAGUUUUGGCAGAAAAUGAUGUUUUACCUUGGGAAAUAGUCUACAUAUUCAAGCAAGUGUUAAAGGAUUUUCUUACUACCAUUGAGAGAGAAAACCAGCAAGACCACCUGGUAGAUGCAUGGAAUACAAAUGGCUCUGAGUAUUUCAGCCUGCACGGACACAGUUCUAACAAAUCGGACAAAGAUGAAAUCCCCACAGUUUCACGUUAUGUCGACAAAACCACACAAAGCAUGUUUCCCACCUUCUCUCAUAGAAUCUGGAACCUGCCAUAUUACUACCCGUCAAGUUAAGCCAGCUUGUGUUUAUUUCAAAAAAGCUAUGUAGCCUUUCGCAUUCCUUUCUUGUGAUUGCCAUCCACAAACACAGGAAUAAGAAAUGUGACAUGCUCCCUUUCUUUCCAAGUUCAGAAAUUAAAAUAAUUGAUUAUAACUAGUAUGCAGUAAACAACCUUUAAAUAUGAACUCUCCUUUUAUCUUUAUAGUUCCUUAAAUAUGUUGUGUUUGAAAGCACCUUUUAACCAAAAACAUUAAUCUUCCUGAAAAAAACUCCAAAGCAUUUUAUUUUUGCGCCAUAUACAGCUAGAUGUAUUUAAAAAAGAAAAGACUGUUUUCCAUACUUCGAAAUAGCAUCCAUCCACAAAGUGUUAAGCAAAAACUUCUGUAUUUGUCACAUAGCUUUUAGGCUCUAUGGGAACUUUAUAACGUGUAAGACAAAUGGUUUAAUAUAAUAUCAGUUAUACCAAAUAAACUGGUGAAUACUUUUUGGAGCUGAAUAGUUAUUUCUUAACUUCAAGAAUAGGUUCUAAAAUGAAAACAAUGUCAGAAGUUAUAACACAUUGCAUGCACUUUUUCUAUACUUUUUCCAAACUGUACUCUGCACAUGCUGAAGUACUGUGAAGGUAGAUAACAAAAUUAAAGCAUCCAGUAUUUAACAUCAAACAACUA